Molecule: messenger RNA, 2032 nt
Organism: Equus caballus (horse)
Lineage: Eukaryota; Metazoa; Chordata; Mammalia; Perissodactyla; Equidae
Gene: DCTD
Product: dCMP deaminase
Biological process (GO): pyrimidine nucleotide metabolic process
Molecular function (GO): dCMP deaminase activity; zinc ion binding
Source: RefSeq, a predicted model, not a curated record
CGCUGGGCGCGGCGGUGCGGGGCGCCCGGCUCGCGGCCCGGGACUUGGGAGCGGCGAGCCCCGAGGAUGCUCCCCUCCCGGUUAAAGCUGCUGCUGGGCAGACUGUGCGGGGCCGGGAGUGCUCGGGAAACUCGGCGGCGGACCCCGCGGCCUCCAGGAGGCUUCCUCCCCCGACCCAACAUGAGUGAAGUGUCCUGGAGAAAACGUGAUGACUAUUUGCAGUGGCCUGAGUAUUUCAUGGCGGUGGCCUUCCUAUCGGCACAGAGAAGCAAAGAUCCAAAUUCGCAGGUUGGAGCCUGCAUCGUGAAUGCAGAAAACAAGAUUGUCGGGAUUGGGUACAAUGGAAUGCCAAAUGGGUGCAGCGAUGACCUGUUGCCUUGGAGGAGGACAGCGGAGAAUAAGCUGGAUACUAAAUACCCUUACGUGUGCCAUGCCGAGCUCAAUGCCAUUAUGAACAAAAACUCGGCCGACGUGAAGGGCUGUACCAUGUACGUCGCCUUGUUCCCGUGCAAUGAGUGUGCUAAGCUCAUCAUCCAGGCAGGUAUCAAAGAAGUUAUUUUCAUGUCUGAUAAAUACCAUGAUAGCGAUGAGGCAACCGCUGCCAGGCUCUUGUUUGAUAUGGCUGGGGUUACCUUCAGGAAAUUCACACCAAAGUGCAGCAAGAUUGUCAUUGACUUUGAUUCAAUUAACAGCAGACCGACUCAGAAGCCUCAGUGAGUUACAUCUCAUUAAAUCUCCAGAAGAUUGGGAUUAUCCUGUGCUAAAAAGCUGCUAAAGCCUUUCGUCUCGCAGUUACACAUAACUUUUUAAUAGCCCGUGCCGCAGAGCUAGACAUCUGAAGAGUAUAAAAUAGCCUCCGAAUCUUCCUGACUGUCUCCCCUGUCACAUGGAAUCUGCGUCUGUUUAAAACUGUUGAUUUAGAGUUUAAAAUAAACGAGCCUGCCGAUGGCCUGUCGCAGGGGGCUGGAGUGGGGUCCUCCUGCUCCAUCCCCUGGUUUGCUGGGAUUCUCGUGGCUCUGCAGAAGGGCGCAGAUAUCUGUUGUCCGCUGCAUCUCAGAGCUGCUCUUCACUGUUACAUGUGUUGGCAGGACAAAUUAAUAAUUGUUGUCUUCCUAGCGAGAGGAACAGACACACUGAUGUGAACAUCUGGCCCAAAUGAAGCAUAGUAGUAGUGCCCUUGGGGGGAAAAAAAAGGACCCACAGGACAAUAGCGUGAAACUAUUUGCUUUAAAGAGUUGAGGGAAACCCUCACCCGCCCACCCAAAAAACCAGAUAGGAUGGCUCAUCUGUCUGGACAGAUGAUGAGCAUAACUGAAUCCCAGAUGCUUUCUCUGCUUCUGCUGUCCUGCUGCCCACAGGUGGUUGUCCCUCUGGGGGUGGGGAACCCCUCUUGUUUUUGCUUCUUGUUUUGGGUUUGCUGGUCACACAGAGCUCUUAGAUUAGUUUAUCUGAAUAAUGAGUUGUUCCCAGAGGAGACAGCCUGUCUCCCCUUGUCUCCCCCAAGACCAUGCCCUGCUGUGGCUGCAACGGGGGUAGUCUGGCUGGGAGGGGCGGGGCAUCACCUGCCUCCACCACGUGAAAGUGUGGAAGUGUGUUGCCAUGCUCCUCCACACGCCAACACGGUUCAUUUCCAAGGCUGCUCCACAACCACAGACUAAAUGAAUUCCUGUCUAUAAAUGAAAUGAGAGGAAAUUCAGCCCACCUCGAGGUGGGUUAUUCCAGAUCUGUCCAUGAUGGGAGCUCACUCGUGCUCCUGGCCAUGCCUUCAUUGACGCAUGUCACCUCCCUAAUCACUGUGAUUUGGGGAAUGUGUGGCUGUGCACCUUGCCUUUAUUCUCAUUGAAUUUUUAUUAAACAUGCUCAGUACCUUUGUUGAGAAAAUGGUUUCUUUACCCUAAAGAUUAUUACCGUUUUAAAGUGCUCUUAUAUUUUCAUGAGUUUUUAUUUUGUCUCUGAGGUUUUGUACUCCAUAUUCUAAGACAUUUUGUAAUUUGGCUCCUUACCAGUAUUAUUAAAAUCUUAUUAAAAUCCA